Messenger RNA from Aethalodelphis obliquidens (Pacific white-sided dolphin), 1570 nucleotides. RefSeq lists its product as uncharacterized. Bases 258 to 890 code for a protein of 210 amino acids. NCBI's taxonomy places the organism in Eukaryota, Metazoa, Chordata, Mammalia, Artiodactyla, Delphinidae. The transcript is spliced from 3 exons. The record is from RefSeq and is a predicted model, not a curated record.
GGUGUCCCCUUCGGGCAGCCAGGCACGGAGACCGCCGAUCACGGCCCCUGCCCGCCCACUUCCCCGCCCUCCGCCGAGGCCAGUCGGGGGCUGGGCGGGUCCCCCCGCCCCCCUCAGGGCGGUUCUUCCGGGAGUUAGACCGCCCCAGCCCGGCCCGUCCGGGAGGCAGGCGGGCGGCCGGCCGGGGCGGGGCGGAAGGAGAGGGCGACCCGAGCCACUGCCCAGAGGCCGCGCCGCCCAGGCACAAACAUUGCCUUAUGUGGUGGCUCCGAGGGCCAGGGCGGCGCCCGGGGGGCUGCCGAGGACGGCCGGACACGCCCCGGGUGAUCGCAGCUCUCGGGAUCUCGGCCUCGUCCGGUGGACUAGACAGAGAGGAAAGGCCCCCUGCCCUGUUCUUUUUUCCGCUGGAGCACGUCCCACGUUCCCCUAGGAGGAAGUGGUCACUGCUACUCGGCCGGACCCUCUCUCUCCCCAGCUUCCCCUGCGUUUGUGGGAAAGUGUCCCUGAGGGCUGAGGUUCAGGCAGAGACCUCGGGCCUGGGCGCUGGUGGUGUGGACUGCCUGCCCCCCUGGAGCAGGGACCACCUUGGCGCCUCCCAGGUGGGCUUCAGGCUCUCGCCCUCCAGGAGGGCUUGGCACCAAAACAUGGAGAAGGAGCUGCCUUCCCACUGCAAGGGCAGGACUCCAGGGUCCCCGCACUGGGGGCACAGGGACAGUGACCUGUGCAAGCACCCCAGCUUCCCAGAGCCUGAUGAGUGCACCCUUGUCUCUGACACCUCCCAGGCCAGGUUCUGGGACAUCUGCUCUGACUCCCUGAAUGAUCCUGGAUUCUGGGGCCAGUAUCUCACUUCUCCGGUACUGCAGCCUUUGAUAUCUGACAAGGGAGUGUAAUUUGAGGCUGCAUUUGAGAGAGAAUCCUCAUCCAGCCAGGGAGGCAUUUGCCUGCUCUGCGCCCUUCCCACCAGGCUGCGCGGGCACCAGCUUCCUGUGACUCCCAUCCCUCCUCCGACAGCCCCUUGAUCCCUGGCUCCCUGGGCUCUGUUCAGGAGUCUCGGGGCACUCAUGCCCAAGCUGCCUUCCCCAGCUAUUGUCCUAACUACCCAACACUGGGAAAAUCAUCUCCAGCCCUGUGCUGGCUCAGUGGGACCGGGCAGGAUCCAAGCGCCCCAGUUAGAGGAACAUUCUUCUGUGGGACAUUAGGUUCCAGGAGCUAAAGAAUCCUGUCAGUAGGAUGGCAAUGGCUGUCCUUUCCCAAGGCACUGAAAUAGUACAUCAGUGGAUAGACUGUCCAGUUUUAAGACUCUCCUUUCACACCGGGGAGAGAUCCCUAUGGAAUCUGAAGAAGGGAGAUGGGGAAAUGGAUACUCAAAAGCACGAGACACUCUGUAAUCCGUAUGCGGAUGAAAAGGCCAAGUCUUAGAUUAGAAGGGAUUUUAGUAGUCUCCUCAUUCACCCCAAAUACCUGAAGCAGAAAUCUCUUCUACUGAAUUCCUGGAUUGCUUCCAGUGGCAGGAAACUCACUACUUCAGUGUGUUUUGGUUUUUUAAAAAUUAAUUAAUUAAUUAAUUUUG